Messenger RNA from Cyphellophora europaea CBS 101466, 1773 nucleotides. RefSeq lists its product as uncharacterized. The record is from RefSeq and is a predicted model, not a curated record. Bases 1 to 1773 code for a protein of 590 amino acids. The transcript has a single exon. Lineage: Eukaryota; Fungi; Ascomycota; Eurotiomycetes; Chaetothyriales; Cyphellophoraceae.
AUGUCAACACUUCCCUCGACUUCGUCGAAUUGGGCAGACAACGAGCUAAAUCGCGUCAAUGAUAUGCAUGGGGGUUGGGACAUUCCAGCGACAGGAAAUGGCAAUGCUCACCAGAGGGCCGAAGCGCAGAUUCAUGGCCCAUGCAGCCCAAGUUCACUGGUCAGCGAGACCGGUAAUGUCCUGCGUGGUGAGAAUGAUUCGUCCCUAGGCAUCGCGUCUAAUAGCUGCACUGCAUGGAGAUCCGGGCUACACGGAGAAUCGAACGAACUGCCUGGCAGUGCCGCUGUACCUGCUACAAUGGGUCAGCUCUGCCCGAUACGCGUCGAGGAACGGUGCACCACUGUCCCUCGGACACUAACUCAGACCAAUGCUGAGAGUCUUGUGGCGUACUACACAGACGCCUGGACGGUACACUGUCUACCCGCGCUGCACCCUACAUUCCGUCAUCUUACCUCGCCGUCUGGUCUUGGGUCGGUCGUUACAGACAGCAUUGUCUCUCUAGCGGCAUGCCGACUGAGCAGAAGACUGCCGCAGCGGAAGCUCAUCUUCAGUGCAAAAGCUCCAGCCAUGUCUUUUCGUCCGGACGGCGACCACGAAUCACUCAGCUACGAGCACUACGGCAUCGUGAUGCACAGAUUGGCUACUUGGCAUCCCCGGAACUUCGACGCGAACCCUGUUUUCGGUCUGGCCUUGCUUGUCAUGUUUUGCUAUCUGGAAUCGUCAAUGGGAAACUUUCGAAACUUUCACUUGCAUUCGAAAGCCAUCAAAGUUCUCGUACAGAACCAUUCUGACACAGUUCUUCAGUGUGGACUCGCACUACUAGCCGCUUGGAUCGAGGUAGAAGCGCAGAGCUGGUGGCGGAGAGUAUAUUUCAGCACCCCUGAAUUUCACCAGGGGAAGCAUUCCGGAUCACCACAGCUGCUUGAACCGCAAUUGGCUGCUGCGCUGCAUACCAGCAACACUCCCAGAGCAUCGAUUCUACUUAUACUCUGCGAGUCUCAUCGGUUGAAUAGCACUGCUGUUCUAGUCCGCUGGGGUCAGCGACAUGAUGAGAAACUCCUGGAGAGCGUCGAUACAUGCGCGGACCAUGGACCUAACACUCUUGAAAGGUAUACCGCACAACUCGAAUGUCAGUCAAAGAUGCUGGACAAUUGGCAUGCUUCGCAGUCAAGUACCGAUCUGCCGAUCUCUCCAGUUGCCCUGUGCCCGCAAAGUAGCCUGGGCCAGCCACUUCGAUUCAGAUCUCACGAUGCUGCCAUGAACUUUGCGUACUACGCCACUGCUCGUGUGAUGCAGUGCAUCCAGCCGCUUCAGAUACUCGGCCUAGCAUCGACAGCCGGUCUUCCCUCGGCCUACAAAGAGGCAGAGAUUUGGAUCUCGCUACUGCUUGGCAUAGCCGCUGGUAUCGACUGGAGAGAAUGCAUUAGGUUGAAUGUCUACAGAGUUGGAUUUGCCAGUCUGCUACUCGCCUGUGCCCUUCGCUCGCAUAAUCUGGCCAUUGGAGCCUCAAUGCAGACCUGGCUAGAGGAGAGGCUCCAAAAUACCGAUUUUGAGGAGGGCAAUUUCCCUGUGUUCCAAGUUCUUGGGACACUUCGCCUUAUCAAUCGUGAGCGCAGCAGGGGUUGGGAUGUUAUCUCCCUGCACCAGAUUGAGGAUGAUGGAGGCGGAAGCGGCAAGCUCAGCUCGUAUCAUAGCCAAGAUCUGCAGUCACUCGUGGUUUAUGGAAGAUCCCGGGCUACUGGAGAGCUACGUGUGUAUCAGCGUACAUUAUGA